Molecule: messenger RNA, 2689 nt
Organism: Branchiostoma floridae (Florida lancelet)
Lineage: Eukaryota; Metazoa; Chordata; Leptocardii; Amphioxiformes; Branchiostomatidae
Product: protein arginine N-methyltransferase 5-like
Exons: 18
Coding region: 89-2026 (645 amino acids)
Biological process (GO): peptidyl-arginine N-methylation; regulation of DNA-templated transcription
Cellular component (GO): nucleus; cytosol
Source: RefSeq, a predicted model, not a curated record
CCCAUUGUUAUUGUAUUAGCAAUAUAUAGUAACUUAAAACUUGGUCGUGCACCCAAGAUGAACCGGUCCAGGUGACACUUUAUCCACCAUGGCGCGCCGUGACCGAGUGUCUGUCGGCAGAGACCUUCAUUACGUUCCCGAUAUCACCUCUUCUCUGGAGUCUGCAUCCAACAAUGGGUUUGACUUUGUGUGCUCGCCCAUUGUCCAUCCACGCUACAAGCGAGAGUGUCUGGAGGGACGAGCCAAGGGUCGACCUGGAGCGUUCACCCGAUCUGACCUGCUGCUCACAUCACAGGAUUGGAGUACGCUGAUUGUGGGAAAGUUGUCUCCAUGGCUGCAGCCUGACUCUGAGAUAGAGUCUGUCCGCAAAAACUGCGAAAAGGCCCUUCAGCAGGAGCUGAGCUAUGCAGCACACCUGAGUCUACCUGCCAUCCUGGUACAGGUGCGCAGCACCAGGUGUGCUAACCUGGCCAGGUACAUCCACUACCACAUGAUGGGACACAACAACACACUGAUGUGGAUACAGGUGCCCCUCCAGUCGCCUGAUGUGUCCAGGGAGGAUGUUAUUGAAGGUGAACCUGCCGAGGACCCAGAGGACAACAAGUCACAGGACCCAUGGGAGUGGUGGAACACAUUCAGGUCUAUCUGUCAUUAUCACAAGAAACUUGCCCUCGCCUUGGAGUUGACCCCUGACCUGCCCUCUGAGAGCCAGCUGAGGAGAUGGUUAGGAGAACCCGUCCGAGCUGCCAUCAUUCCAACCUCCAUCUUCCUCACCAACAAGAAAGGGUAUCCAGUGUUGUCCAGGGCACAUCAGUCAUUUGUACAACAGUUGUUCCAGUAUGAUGCACAGAUUGUGAUCUCUGGAACAGCCAGGCAUGGAGAAAAGGGGCUGAGGGCGUACCAACAGUACAUGGAACAUCUCUUCCAGACAAAUCCACAGCCAGACCAAGUCACGAUGUUUGCCCGUGGUUACGAGGACUACCUACAGUGUCCCCUGCAGCCUCUGUUUGACAAUCUGGAGUCCAACACAUACGAGACAUUCGAGAAGGACCCUGUCAAGUACUCCCAGUACCAACAGGCUGUGUACUAUGCAUUACUGGACAAGAUUCCUGUCUCAGAAAAGGACACCAAGAAAAUUGUCCUGAUGGUGCUAGGUGCAGGCAGGGGUCCCCUGGUCAGGUGUUCACUUGAAGCAGCCAAGAGAGCUGAGCGACAAAUCAUUGUGUACGCUGUGGAGAAGAACCCCAACGCUGUCGUCACACUUGAAGCCCUGAAAGAUGAGAUGUGGGGUGAGCAGGUGACGGUGGUGUCAUGUGACAUGAGAGAGUGGGAGGCACCGGAGAAGGCAGAUAUCAUCGUCAGCGAACUCCUGGGGUCGUUUGGCGACAACGAGUUGUCACCGGAGUGUCUGGAUGGAGCUCAGAAGUUUCUCAAAGACGAUGGCAUCAGUAUCCCGCGGGAGUACACCUCCUACAUCGCACCUGUCUCCUCCCACAAACUGUACAACGAGGUGAGAGGGUGUAAGGAGAGGGACAAGGGACCAGAGGUUAGUCCAGCCUACUGCACAUCAGGAUGCAACAAGGAAUUCCACUCCUCUUUGGCUCCGUUUGAGACAGCCUACGUAGUGAGGCUCCACAACUACUGUGAACUGGCAGAACCUCAGCCUUGUUUCACCUUCCACCAUCCUAACAGAGGUCUGAUAGACAAUACCAGGGCCAAAGAGUUUGAGUUUGACAUUGAAGAGAACACAGUUCUUAACGGCUUUGCAGGAUACUUUGACACAGUCCUGUACGGAGAUGUCACACUAAGUAUUGUACCCAGGACACACUCUCCGGGCAUGUUUAGUUGGUUCUCAAUAUUCUUCCCCAUCCGGGAACCCAUCUACCUCAACAAGGGGAGCAGACUGAAGGUGAACUUCUGGCGAUGCUGUACAGAACAGAAGGUCUGGUACGAGUGGUGCGUCAACAGUCCCUCCGUAACCCCCAUACACAACCCUGCAGGGAGGUCGUACACGAUCGGGCUCUGAUGCAUCAAUCCCAUCAUUCCUAGCUGUCCUAAACUGUCUCCGUAUGGGACUUGCAACAGAACAAAGGGGCUAGCCUAUGAACUAAAAAAGAAACACCAUCGUUACAGUCUAGUGGGCUUGGUAGAGCCUUGCACAUGAAACACUGCGAAUUCAUCAGGGCUGUCCACAUGUACAUCUUAACAUUUUUUUCCCGUCCAACUCUUUGUUUGAAAGCACAUAUCGCUGAUUUUUGUUGUUAGAUCUUUCAAUUUAAGCUUUCAAAAAGCAAUUUUCAUUUCAGUCUCAAUAAUAGCUGAAGAGGUCACAUUUUUGUCCAUCCCAACAAGCAAAGUUUUGGGAUAGAAGGACCGGUCCAAGAGACAGCCCUGGAAGUAAGAUUUGGUAUAAACAUUUCCAAAACCAAAGGUUAUUAUAUACACCAUGCUGCUAGAGUCAGUGUAAAACUGAAGAUAUGUGCACCCCUCUUUACACUAGUGGGACAGCUUUCUUCAGAUCGCAAUGCAAGGAAGAAAACAUGAAACGUUGAUCUGUCAGAAGACAACUUUUCAAGAGAAGUUUACUUUGGUGUUUAACAGAAGGCUAGGCCUUAGUGUACCAUGUUUAACGUUGUAUAUUGUAUCACACUUAUGCUUUGUUUAAUAAAACCUAUAUCUUUCUUUUUAA